GAGACCUUGUUCCCUUACAUCAAGGACAACGUGAAGGAGUACCUGCUUGCUCACUGGGAGGAGGAGGAGUGCCAGCGGGACGUCGGACUCCUGAGGAAACAGGCUCAGGAGGACUCCAGCCUGGAUGGAGCCGUGCCGAUCCCUUUGGAGAGCGGAAGCGGAGAAGAGGAGCUGGAACGGGUCAUUCAGGCGGUUGUGGACAACGUGCACUGGCAGAUGUCCCUCGACAGGAAGACCACAGCCCUGAAGCAGCUGCAGGGCCACAUGUGGAGGGCAGCCUAUGCAACUGGGCACGUCAAAGGAGAAGUCUUCGAGGACGUGGUUCCAGCCAUCCGGAAGUGGCGGGAAGCGGGGAUGAAGGUCUAUAUCUACUCCUCGGGCAGCGUUGAAGCCCAGAAGCUUCUGUUCGGAUACUCUACAGAAGGUGAUAUCCUAGAGCUCUUCGACGGCCACUUUGAUACCAAAAUAGGCCCCAAGGUAGAAAGCGAGAGCUACAGGAGGAUUGCUGCCAGUAUCGGGUGUGCCACCAAAAACAUCCUCUUCCUGACAGAUGUCCCUCGAGAAGCCAACGCAGCUGAGGAAGCAGAUACUCAUGUGGCCGUGGUGAUCAGACCAGGCAAUGCAGGGCUGACGGACGAUGAGAAAUCGUAUUACAACCUCAUCUCAUCUUUCACUGAACUUUUCCUGCCUUCCUCCACUUAGGGAAAGCAACACGUGCACG
Mesitornis unicolor (brown roatelo) is the source of this 721-nucleotide messenger RNA. It is a transcript of the gene ENOPH1, whose product is annotated as enolase-phosphatase 1. The record is from RefSeq and is a predicted model, not a curated record. Gene Ontology annotation, molecular function: acireductone synthase activity; magnesium ion binding. The transcript is spliced from 5 exons. The annotation marks the transcript as partial. Lineage: Eukaryota; Metazoa; Chordata; Aves; Mesitornithiformes; Mesitornithidae.